AUUUUCUUUUUAAUUAUCUCUGCAUCCAAAAAUCUAAUACAAUAUUCAACACAAACAAAAACACACCUUCCCCACUACUACUCUUUUGGUCUUCUUCUAAAGUCUCAUCCCUCCCUUUUUAUUGCCGAGUCCAUUGCACCGUUUAAAGACUUCGCACACUUCUCUUCUCUCUCUCUCUCUCUCUCUCUCUUUCUUUUCUCUCUCUAUAAUUUUCUUGGGAUUUAUGGCCAAAGGAAGUGGACUCUCCAUUGAUUCAGAUCCAAUUGGGUUCUUUCUUCACAGGCCUAUAGUACUUAACUCAUUUCAAGAUGAUAAGAAUAAUUAUAUCCAUCACAACAACAAGAAGAAACUUCUUUCUAAUUCCAUGGAUAACACAAUUCACCAAAGGUCUCCUCCUCCUCCUCCUCCUCCUACCACUCUCCAAUUCCCAGUCAACCUUAAUCGUACCGGCCAUGACGAUGAUGAUCAUCAUCAUCAUCGUCAUGAUUCUCCGCCAUCUUCGUCUGAUCAGAAACGGACUGUCAUCGAUGAGAUGGACUUCUUUGCUGAUCAUAAAAACUAUGACCAUCGUUCCAAUGCUAAUUCUUCUUCCGCUGCUGAUAACAACGGUCACCGAGAGAUACAACUUAAUGUAAACACUGGUUUGAAUCUUCUCACUACAAACACUAGCAGCGAUCAAUCAGUGGUCGAUGAUGGAAUAUCACCAAAUAUUGUAGACGAAAAAAAAGCUAAAAGUGAGCUGGCUGUUCUUCAUGCGGAGCUUGAGAGAAUGAACGCAGAGAAUCAGCGUUUAAAGGAUAUGCUUAACCAGGUUACUAGCAAUUACAACACCCUUCAGAUGCAUUUGAUGACUUUGAUGCAAAACCAAAAGGCUGACAACUCAUCAGAAGGUCAUGGAGUAUUUGAUGGUAAAUUGGAAUUAGAAAAGAAGAACAGCGACAAUGGUGGAGCUGUAGUGCCUAGGCAGUUUAUGGAUCUUGGAUUGGCAGCUACCAAUAAUGGAGAUACUGAUGAGCCUUCCCUGUCUUCGUCCGAAGAAAGACGAUCAGGGUCGGCUGGAAAUAACAUCAAGAACGGACAUGGUGAUGAUCAAGGGCCAGUACUCGAUCAGGAAAAGAAAGAAUUUGAUAGAGGAAUAGGUAGAGAGGACGGUGCAGAUCAAUCUAAUUCUCAUGGUUGGGGUCCCAACAAAGUUCCCAGAUUAAAUUCUUCCAAAGAAGCUGAUCAAACUGAGGCCACCAUGAGAAAAGCACGUGUUUCAGUGAGAGCUAGAUCGGAGGCACCUAUGAUUAAUGAUGGUUGCCAAUGGCGAAAAUAUGGACAAAAGAUGGCAAAGGGAAACCCAUGUCCACGAGCAUAUUACCGAUGCACCAUGGCCGUCGGUUGUCCUGUUAGAAAACAAGUACAAAGAUGUGCUGAAGAUAGAACCAUCCUUAUUACAACAUAUGAAGGAAAUCACAGCCAUCCAUUGCCUCCGGCGGCCAUGGCGAUGGCAUCGACUACUUCAUCAGCAGCAAGAAUGCUACUGUCAGGGUCUAUGUCAAGUGCAGAUGGUCUAAUGAACCCCAACUUCCUGGCUAGAACCAUACUUCCAUGUUCCUCUAGCAUGGCUACAAUCUCAGCCUCAGCUCCAUUCCCUACUGUUACAUUGGACCUAACCCAAUCACCUAAUCCUUUACAGCACCAAAGGCCACCAACACAAUUCCACAUCUCAUUCCCUAACCCUUCUCAGAACUUGGCCAAUUCACCAUCCUCUUUGCUUCCUCAAAUUUUUGGUCAAGCACUUUAUAACCAGUCUAAAUUCUCAGGCCUCCAAAUGUCCCAAGACAUGGCCGAACCUGCUCAAUUAGGCCACCAGCCGCAACCACAACAGCUGGGGCAACACGGCUCUUUGACCGACACCGUGAGCGCCGCCACAGCUGCCAUUACAGCCGACCCGAAUUUCACCGCAGCUCUUGCGGCCGCCAUCACUUCCAUCAUCGGCGGUGGUGCCGGUGCUCAUCCAAACAAUAGUGCCGCAGCCACUACCCCUACCAAUAACAACACUAGCAGCAAUGCCAAUGUUACUAGUAGCAAUAGUAAUUAGAAGUUCAAGUUUGCCAAUUCUUUUUUUUUUAAUUUUUAAUCGUUUUAGAAAAAUUUUCCUUUUUUUGAUAUAUAAUUAAAAAAAAAGUGCAAAUAUAUACCUAUAUAAUAUCUUUUUUUGUUUUCCC
This is a messenger RNA of Ziziphus jujuba (common jujube), 2213 nucleotides long. RefSeq names its product probable WRKY transcription factor 31. Gene Ontology annotation, biological process: regulation of DNA-templated transcription. Gene Ontology annotation, molecular function: DNA-binding transcription factor activity; sequence-specific DNA binding. The record is from RefSeq and is a predicted model, not a curated record. Bases 224 to 2086 code for a protein of 620 amino acids. The transcript is spliced from 5 exons. NCBI's taxonomy places the organism in Eukaryota, Viridiplantae, Streptophyta, Magnoliopsida, Rosales, Rhamnaceae.